Messenger RNA from Camelina sativa (false flax), 2202 nucleotides. RefSeq lists its product as uncharacterized. The record is from RefSeq and is a predicted model, not a curated record. Lineage: Eukaryota; Viridiplantae; Streptophyta; Magnoliopsida; Brassicales; Brassicaceae.
AUGCGGAUUAUUAAUGAUAGGGUCGGUGUUGAUGGUAGGCAGUAUAGUGCUCCCAUAGCCUCAGAGGUUGCAGCAUUAAUACCUAGUGAUUUUGUAGCUGAAAUGCCUUCCCGUGAUAUUAUUGUUCAGUCCAAGAAUACUGGCAGACUUCAAAGAAUAAGUGAGAUACACCCUUCCUACUUGCCUUUACAAUAUCCACAGAUUUUAUGUUUUGGAGAAGAUGGUUGGAGACAUGGUAUAGAGAAAGCACUCACUGGUAUUAACAACAAGAACAAAAGGAAGUAUAUUAGUAUGCGACAAUGGUUUGCAUUUCACUUACAGGAGAGGGAGAAUGAAUGUCAAACUCUGAUGCGGUCUAGAAGAUUAUUCCAACAAUUUAUUGUUGAUGCAUACACUGCUGUAGAAAGUAAGAGGUUGUCUUUCAUUAAAAAGAAUCAGACUAAACUUCGUUGCACUGAUUUUAAUUCUUUGAAAGAGGUCUCAGCAGCUGGACAGCCCAAAAUAUCUGAGCAAGGCAACCCUAUUACCAUUCCGUCUUCAUUUACAGGAGGUUCAUGGUAUAUGGUGAAUAGCUACUACGAUGCAAUGGCUAUCUGUAAACACUUUGGUUUUCCUGAUUUGUUCAUAACGUUCACAUGUAAUCCCAAAUGGCCAGAUACUACCCGUUAUUGCAGUGUCAGAGGACUUGCUCCAGAUGAUAGGUCUGGCAUUGUUUGUCGUAUUUUCAAGAUUAAACUUGAGUCUUUGAUGAGAGACUUGACUGAGAGACACUUUCUCGGGAAGGCAGUCGCAUCUAUGUAUACCGUUGAGUUCCAAAAACGUGGACUUCCUCAUGCGCAUAUAUUAUUAUUUAUGGAUCAGAGAAGCAAGUUGCCUACUGCGGAUGAUAUAGACAAGAUAAUUUGCGCAGAGAUUCCUGAUAAGAAUGUCAAUCCGGAACUAUAUCAAGUCGUCAAAAAUAAUAUGAUUCAUGGCCCAUGUGGUGCUGCAAAUUAUAACUCCCCGUGUAUGGUAGAUGGACUCUGUUCUAAAUUUUACCCUAAAGCUUUCUCUGAUUUAACCAAGAUUGGGAAAGAUGGCUAUGCUGUAUAUCGAAGGAGGCGAUCCAACAUAUCUUUUGAGAAGAGUCGUUUCCAAUGUGAUAAUCGUUAUGUUGUUCCUUAUAAUCCUAUGUUGUCAGUUCGUUACCGAGCUCACAUUAAUGUUGAAUGGUGUAAUCAGUCUGGAUCUAUAAAGUAUCUCUUCAAGUAUAUCAACAAGGGUCCAGAUAAGGUUGCUGUUAUAUUCGAAGCAAAAGAUCAAGCCGAGAAGCCGAAGAACGAAAUCAAAGACUAUUUCGAUUGCAGAUAUGUCUCGACGUCUGAGGCCAUAUGGAGGCUUUUCAAGUUUCCUAUACAAUAUAGGUCUACUCCAGUCGAGAGGCUGUCUUUCCAUAUUGAAGGAAAAAAACCAUGUAUUUAUGACAAAGAUGAUGAGUUAGAAGAUGUUUUGGAAAGGACUAUCAACGUCGACUCCCAGCUCACCGCUUGGUUUGCUCUUAAUAAGAGAGACUCAUUUUCUAGAACUAAACUGUAUGCGCAAAUACCAGCCUUUUAUACAUGGGAUGGUGCUAGAAAAAUGUGGAAGACAAGAAGUAGGGGUUUCUCUUUAGGUAGGAUUAAUUACGUACCAAGGAAACUAGAGGCUGAAUACUACGUGCGGAUGUUACUUAAUAUUGUUCCAGGGGCUGAGUCAUUUGAUGACUUGAGGACAUACAAAAAGGUUGUUUACAAAACUUACAAAGAAGCAUGUAACACACAUGGUAUUCUAGAUGAUGAUCAAAUCUACAUUGAUUGCUUAGUGGAAUCCACACAAUGGUGUUUUGGAUAUUAUCUUCGGAAAUUCUUUGCGGUUUUGUUAUUGUCUGGUAGUCUUUCAAGUCCUGCUCAUGUAUGGGAUGAAACAUGGCAAAUAUUACCGGAAGAUAUUGAGAGGAAAAAAAGAUUAGAAGUCAACAAUCCAGUUCUGGAAUUAACUGCCGAAGAGAAGAUGAAUUUCACACUACAAGAAAUAGAGCUCCAUCUACUAUCAAAUGGAAGUUCUCUAACAUCCUUCGAAGAGAUGCCUCAACCUAACAGAGAUGGUAUGGAUAUCUCUAAUCGGCUAAUAGCCGAUGAAAGGAGAUACAUCCGUGCAGAACAAGCAGAAGACCAUGACGCAUAG